Molossus molossus (Pallas's mastiff bat) is the source of this 396-nucleotide messenger RNA. It is a transcript of the gene CUNH20orf202, whose product is annotated as chromosome unknown C20orf202 homolog. NCBI's taxonomy places the organism in Eukaryota, Metazoa, Chordata, Mammalia, Chiroptera, Molossidae. The record is from RefSeq and is a predicted model, not a curated record.
AUGGAGAAGCCUGGAGCAGGCAGGAGACUGUAUGAGUCAAAGGUUUGUCAGGCCCAUCACCAGUAGAUCAGCGUCAAGGUCUCUCCCAAGGGUACUGAGAUGAAAACAGAAGAGCCAACCCCGAAUCUUGGACAGACCCUGGAGUGGCUGAGGAAGGAGCUGGCUGAGAUGCAGAUCCAAGACCAGAAGCUCCUGGUCACACUGACGCAUCUUCACAGCAUCCUAGAGGAGCUGCGUUCUGAGAGUGCCCACUGGGAGGAUGCCAUGUCCAGCAGAGGGGCCUCACCCAUCAGAGCUCGAGCAGGCUCUGAAGGCCAGGGUCACAAGCCCAUGUCAUCCAGGCGGCUGGCCCAGCUCCUCCAAGGUGUAGACAGCAGACGAAGCUCCCUUCCUUAA